Messenger RNA from Aegilops tauschii subsp. strangulata, 978 nucleotides. Lineage: Eukaryota; Viridiplantae; Streptophyta; Magnoliopsida; Poales; Poaceae. The record is from RefSeq and is a predicted model, not a curated record.
GAUACACAUAGACAAGAACACCAUGCCGCACAAGAACACCAUGGCCUCCCUUGUCUUCCUCAUGGCGCUGCUGCUCUCAUGCAGCUCCAUGACCAGCGCAGCACGGCACCUAGAGGAGGCCCUGCCCAAGGAGUAUCCACCACAUCCGAUCGUCCCGGAGCUGCCAAAGCCCCAACUCCCGCCGCACCCUGCCGUGCCCGAGCUGCCGGAGCCUGAGCCACCGCACCCUCUCGUGCCCGAACUGCCACACCCCAUGGUGCCAGAGGUGCCAAAGCAUGAACUGCCACCGCACCCUCUCGUGCCCGAACUGCCACACCCCAUGGUGCCAGAGGUGCCAAAGCAUGAACUACCACCGCACCCUGCUGUGCCCGAGCUCCCGAAGCCUAAAGUGCCGCAUCCGGCUGUGCCCGAGGUGGCAAAGGAGCCUGAAGUGCCACACCCAAUCGUACCAGAGGUGCCAAAGCAUGAACUGCCGCCGCACCCUGUUAUGCCCGAGCUCCCCAAGCCUGAACUGCCGCAUCCGGUUGCCGAGGUGCCAAAGGAGCACGAACUGCCGCACCCCAUCGUGCCAGAGGUGCCAAAGGAGCACGAGCUGCCGCACCCUGCCAUACCAGAGUUGCCGAAGACUGAAAUGCCACACCAUGCCGUGCCAGAGGUGCCAAAGGAGCCCCAUGUGCCGCACCCUGAGGUGCCAGAGGUGCUGAAGGAGCCCGAGUUACCGCACCCUGCUGUGCCAGAGGUCCCGAAGCAUGAAAUGCCGCCGUUCCCCAAGGCCGAGCUGCCCCCGAAGCCCGAACUUCAUUUUCUGGAGCCAGAGGCCAAGCCAUGAUCGGACUAGCUACAUCCGCACAGUGCCCGUCAUCUAGGUAUCAUUGUGUGUGCAUGCGUGCGUGCGUGCAUGUGUGUGUGUGUGUGUGUGUGUGUUUGUGUGUGUGUGUGUGUGUGUGUGUGUGUGUGUGUGUGUGUGUGUGUGUGUGU